Messenger RNA from Meloidogyne enterolobii, 483 nucleotides. Lineage: Eukaryota; Metazoa; Nematoda; Chromadorea; Rhabditida; Meloidogynidae. The record is from the annotation of a GenBank genome assembly.
UCAUCGUCUGCUGCUCAAAAUCAAAAAUAUGAAGAAACGUUAAAACCAAAAGAAAAAAUUACAAAAAUGGAAACUAAUAGAAAUAAAAAAGAAGAAAGAGGGUUUAAUAGAAAAGAAUAUAUGAAGGAAUAUCAUCAAAAGAAUAAGGAAAGGCUUAGUGAAAAUCGGCGAAAUUACUAUAAUAAGAAUAAAGAAAAAGAACAUCAAACCAGAAAAAAAUAUUAUCAAAAAAAUAAAAAAAGGAUAAAUGAAAAUAAUACAGAAUAUAAUAGAAAAUACAGAUUAAGAAAGAAAAUUGAAAAAGAAUCUCAACAAAAUGAUAGGUUAAGUCAGGGUGACCCUUUUAUCACGUUUAGUGGGCCCCUUUUUGACUUUUUCACCCCUUUUUGAUUUUUUCCCCUUUUUCCCUCUUUUCUACAUGCCAUUUUUUACCACCUUUUUAUACCCUUUUAUCACGUUUAGGGGUCUUUUCCUCUUUUUUGC